This is a messenger RNA of Sorghum bicolor (sorghum), 887 nucleotides long. RefSeq names its product mitochondrial import inner membrane translocase subunit PAM16 like 2. Bases 153 to 503 code for a protein of 116 amino acids. Lineage: Eukaryota; Viridiplantae; Streptophyta; Magnoliopsida; Poales; Poaceae. The transcript has 4 exons. Gene Ontology annotation, cellular component: TIM23 mitochondrial import inner membrane translocase complex. The record is from RefSeq and is a predicted model, not a curated record. Gene Ontology annotation, biological process: protein import into mitochondrial matrix.
UCCUCCCCCAACCAAACCGGCCCAGCACGAAACGACACCAAUCGCGUACCUCCCCUUCCCCUCCAGGCCUCCACUCUCGGCGUCCGUCUCUCUCUCCUCUCCGGCAGCUGCGCGACGGGCUUGGCUUGGAUCGCACCCUCGUCGGAGCUACCAUGGCUGGGAAGCUUAUUGCAAAUCUGAUUGUCAUGGGCUCUACAAUUAUAGGAAGAGCUAUGCUUCAGGCAUAUCGUAAAGCACUUGAUAAUGCAAAUAAAACCGGUGUGGCCCAUGAGGCAAUAAACAAUAUUCGUAGAGCAAGCAAAACAAUGACCGAACAAGAAGCGAGGCAGAUACUGGGUGUCUCAGAGAAUUCAACGUGGGAAGAGAUUGUACAGCGAUACGAUAACUUGUUUGAAAGAAAUGCCAAAUCUGGGAGCUUUUACCUCCAAUCGAAGGUUCACCGGGCCAAGGAGUGCCUAGAAACAGUGUACCAAAAGAACAAACAAGAUGAGCCUCCUAAUUGAAAUCCCACCCCUUAACCGCUUCUGAUACUCUUUUUCCCGUCAUAAGAGAAGUGUACAUACAAACAAUGGUCGCUGCUGUUGUAUCAGUAGUAUGCAAUGUAGAACCAAUAAGCUUUGUGUGCAGCGACUGCAAACCUACCUGUAUAAGACUGAUCUGUAAGGUCUCGCUGGACCACCUCCUUUCUCUUUUUGUUUUCUUUUUCUUUUCUUUUAUUUUCUUUCUUUUUUUUCGACCAGGUCUCGCUGGACUUGGGCUUGGUGGCGCCUACAACUUUGUUAUUUUGCCAUAUGAUGAUUGUACGAAACCAUAUUCUUGUACUGUGGUAUUCUUGAUGCUAUCUGCAUUGAUUCCUGAAAUGAACAAAGUUCUAUAAUUUUUUGUAC